Molecule: messenger RNA, 4083 nt
Organism: Sardina pilchardus (European sardine)
Lineage: Eukaryota; Metazoa; Chordata; Actinopteri; Clupeiformes; Clupeidae
Exons: 2
Coding region: 449-3640 (1063 amino acids)
Source: RefSeq, a predicted model, not a curated record
UUGCCUCAAGCCUUAAUUAGUUACUGUCUCUUUAAGAUUCUCAGCUGAUAAUAGAAUGGAAUGUUGCGUGACCCCUGGUUUCGGAUGUAAAUAACGCUACAAUGUAUCUAACGGUUCAGUGAUUUAUGGUUGUACUGUAACAAGCCAAUUACAGCUACAUUGCCUACAUUUAUGCCUAGAGUAGCAUCGUUGUUUUACACUUUCCCUGUGUCAAUAAACCUGUGGACUUCAGAACCAGAUCGGUCUUCAGAGUACUUGAUGUUAGGAAAGGGUUUAGCUGGCUGUCAGCGUAUCAAGCAUAUACCGAAGACGGCACAGUAAAACAACGACUCUCAAGCAGGCAAGAUAACGGAGUGUAAGCUGACGGCUAAUCGUUACGUCGUCACACGCAACUAGUGGACGACCAGCCAAGCAGUGUCUGUUCCGCGAUACCGAAUAGAAGUGUACCAUGGAGCCAGAGGCGUCCGAGAUACGUCGUCGUAGAGGUACGGAAGCAGAACAAUUCAUGGAGCUAACAUCUUCAUCAAAAACAGGCUCUCGUGCUCCGUCAGUAGUAUCCAAUGCAUCAUCGUGUGGGUCAGCUGCAGCGAAAGCGAGAGCGAGAGCUGAAGCAGCCAAAGCACGUCUUUAUUAUGCAGAGGAGGAAGUGAGUCUAAGGAUGGAAAAGGCUAGGUUGGAAACAUCUAUGGACAUGCUUAAGCAUAGGAAGGAGGUAGCUGCAGCCAUUGCUGAAGCUGAAGCACUGGAGGCUGCAGUGGAUGUGAAUGGUGAGAGACGCAGUUAUGAGUUGAACAUAGACUCUGUUCCAAUGGAGCCCUCACAACGCACAGAACAAUUUAUUACUUCUCACUUCAUGGAAAGAACAUCAGAACUGCAGUUAUGUGAUGACAGCAAAAUCCCUGCAAAGUUAAUGCCAAGCCCUAGCUACAACAUCCCUCCUCGUCUAAAACCUGAAGCCAGACCUUUUCUUCCACAUCAAAAUACUGCUCCACUUCAUCUUCCCUUACAGCAGGCCCGCUAUGCUGAUCAGGAUGUUCACGAGCCACUCACCAAGUAUGCUGAAGAUGUGCCUGUGCCACCCAGUAGGUUCAACGACGAACAUACUACUCCUGUGCACCACUCCAGACCUCACAGUUACAAUAGCCAUCCGUCACCCUGUUGCUGUCCUGUAUCAUCAAACCCCAGUAAUAGCAGCUCACACAUAAAUGACUUUGUCAGAUAUCUAGCACGCCGUGAGCUUGUGGCUACAGGCUUACUCCAAUUCAAUGACAAACCUCAAAAUUACAGAGCAUGGAAACGUUCAUUUCAGACAGCAACCAGUGGUUUAAACCUGACACCGAGUGAGGAGAUGGAUCUUCUGCUCAAAUGGCUUGGCAAGGAGUCAGCAGAGCAUGUUGAGCAGAUAAGAGCCAUACACAUCCACCGUCCAGAGGCGGGACUGACUAUGGUUUGGGACAGGCUUGAAAAAACAUAUGGCUCAGCUGAAGCUAUAGAAAAUUCUCUGUUCAAACGCAUUGACAGUUUUCCAAGAAUAACAAGCAGAGAUGGGCCUAAGCUAAUGAAACUGAGUGACCUACUAAUGGAGCUGCAGGCAGCCAAAGCUGAAGGAGACUUGCCUGGUCUCUCUUUCCUAGACACGGCAAGAGGAGUCAACCCUAUAGUACAGAAACUCCCGUUCCGUCUGCAAGAGAAGUGGGCAUCGGUGGGUGCAUCUUUCAAACGGCAGAACCGGGUGCCCUAUCCUCCAUUUGCCUACUUUGUAGACUUUGUCAGCCAGCAGGCUGAUAUCACGAAUGAUCCAAGCUUCAGCUUCAUCGUCCAUGCAGACACGGCGUCUAGGACAGAGAGGACAGCUUGGAAGCCAAACGGACAGCGUGAAGUCUCUGUCCACAAAACAGAGGUAUCUCCCUGGGCAACAUCUGACACUGGCGAGCCCUCAUCAAGGUUGGAUGACAGCGACAAGCUAUGCCUACUGCAUAAAAAGCCACACCCUCUGCGUAAAUGUCGUGCAUUCAGAGAAAAGCCCAUUGAAGAACGCAAAACACUGCUAAAAGAGAACAAUCUAUGUUUUAAGUGCUGCUCUUCCACAUCUCACAUAGCAAAGAACUGCAAAAUCAGAGUUCAGUGUUCUGAAUGUAACAGCGAAAGACACAACACAGCACUCCACCCUGGACCCGCACCCUGGAUGCAAGAGGCAGACCCUGCUCCUGAGCAUGGCGGGGAGGAGCAGGGAAGUUCCUGGUCUCAUGUCACUAACAACUGCACUAAAGUCUGUGGUGAGCAGCUAACAGACCGUUCCUGCUCUAAAAUAUGCCUCGUAAAAGUGUAUCCAGCUGGCCAAAAAGAAAAGGCAGUGAAAGUGUAUGCGAUCCUCGACGAGCAGAGCAAUAGGUCACUGGUUCAUUCACAGUUCUUUGACGUGUUCAGUGACCAAAGUCCAAGCGCUCCUUACACACUGAGAACAUGUGCUGGAGUAAAGGAAUCAUCAGGAAGAAGGGCCAGUGGCUAUGAAGUGGAAUCUCUAGAUGGAACUGUUUGCAUCUCGCUACCGAGUCUCAUAGAGUGCAACGACAUCCCGAAUAACAGAGACGAAAUUCCAACACCUGAAGUGGCUCUUCAUCAUGCUCAUCUACGGUCAAUGGCACACCUCAUCCCAGACAUUGACCCACAAGCCUCCAUUAUGCUUCUCUUAGGAAGGGACAUUAUCAGAGUGCAUAAAGUCCGCAAACAGAUUAAUGGCUCUCACAACCAGCCCUAUGCACAGAAGUUGGACCUGGGGUGGGUCAUUGUUGGUAACGUGUGUCUAGGUAAUGUCCACAAACCUCUGACAAUCAAUGCCUUCCACACAAACAUCACAGAGCUGAAACGCCCUACUCUCUCCGAGCCAUGCCCUAAUGUGUUCCAUCUUAAAGAGAAGUUCAGCAACAUCCAGGUCACCAGUCAUCCCCCCACAUAUCCUGUUGAUCAACCUACAUGUGAAGCCGACCACCUGGGAUGCACUGUGCACAGGCGGACCAAGGAUGACAACCCUGCAGAUCAUGUAACCCGCUCUGUACCCGCUGGCCACCUGAAAAACACCAACUUUCUGAGUGGACCCAAGUUCCUGUUCAGACCAGAGCCCAUCAUCUCUGAAGGCACUCACAACCUCGUUGAUCUUAGCUCAGAUCCAGACAUCCGGCCUCUAGUGUCCACCUUCAGCACUAGAGCCUCACACAAGCAGCUUGGUUCUCAACGCUUUGCAAAGUUUUCGACUUGGAAGUCCCCGUGUCGUGCAUUGACUCGUCUUCCUGCUCCUGCCAGCGAGUUUGGAGUAGCGGACCUCUACAAGUCCCAGUGGCGACAGGUCCAACACCUGUCUAACACCUUUUGGUACCGCUGGAGGAAGCAAUUCCUCCCAACACUGCAGGCCCGCAAAAAGUGGCAGGCCACCCAUCCAAACAUCCAGCCAGGAUGUGUUGUUCUCCUCAAGAACAGCCAAGUACUAAGAAAUGAAUGGCCUCUUGGACUGAUAACUCAGACUCUCCCUAGUAAAGAUGGGAAGGUGCGACAGGUUGAGGUGAAGGUUAUUGAACCUGGAGAGACUGCUCUCUUUCUUAGACCAGUCACUGAAAUAGUGCUUCUCCUACCUCCAGAUGGUUAAGUAAAUGGACUGUGCUUGUUGGGUGACGUGUAUUCACGUCAGGCGGGGAGUGUUUUGUUAUAAAUAAGUUAAAAGGUAAUAAGUUAAUUUGCCUCAAGCCUUAAUUAGUUACUGUCUCUUUAAGAUUCUCAGCUGAUAAUAGAAUGGAAUGUUGCGUGACCCCUGGUUUCGGAUGUAAAUAACGCUACAAUGUAUCUAACGGUUCAGUGAUUUAUGGUUGUACUGUAACAAGCCAAUUACAGCUACAUUGCCUACAUUUAUGCCUAGAGUAGCAUCGUUGGUAUGUACCCAUUUACUGUUUCUUACAUAUUCACUUAAUUGCUUAGAUUACUAGUUUGAUGUAAGUAAUAUUUAGAAAUGUCCGUAAUCGCUAAAUCUAAAUGUUUACAUGGUUGUUAGGUAAGUCCUCGGACAAGCUACUGAACGUAAUAUUGUUACAAUGU